Dacryopinax primogenitus is the source of this 1348-nucleotide messenger RNA. RefSeq lists its product as uncharacterized. The coding region runs from base 79 to 1287 and encodes 402 amino acids. Lineage: Eukaryota; Fungi; Basidiomycota; Dacrymycetes; Dacrymycetales; Dacrymycetaceae. The record is from RefSeq and is a predicted model, not a curated record. The transcript has 2 exons.
UUGACACGCGAACUGAUCGGGGUCGGUUCGUCAGCUUUGAUCUACCGAUAUACUGUACCAGGGCGAGGGAGCGAGCCUAUGAGCCUGGUCGCACGUGUCAUCUACCCCAGGCAGCCCUAUUGGAAGACGAAAGCAGAGGCUGCUGUGAUGAACCUAGUACGAGCUAGGAACGUGCCGGUACCUAAGGUGUACCAGUGUUCUUUGACGGCGUCGGAUAAUCCCGUCGGUGCAGAGUGGAUUCUCAUGGAAUAUAUGGCGGGAGAGCGACUGGAUGACGUGUUCGAUAGCCCUGAAUUUACCAUGGACAAGAAGAAGCGCGUCAUACGGGAUCUGGUACAGAUUUGGUCUGAUAUAUACCGUAUCACAUCGGAACGCAUCGGCAGCGUUCUACCAGCGAACGAUGAGGACGGUAUUGCGCUCUCAACAGUCGUGUACGAAGGCCUCAAAAGGCCGCGCAAGGUCCAUCGACUGCUGUGCAAGUUCGACCAUGCAGACGCGUUCAUCGUUGGGCCUUGCCACGAUACUGUUUUUGUUCACGCCACAUCAGGCUGCCCUCCGGUCGACAACUGCGGACCUUUCAAGGACGAGGACGAGUGGCUGUCGGCACUCGCAUUUCUCGGCAUUCCCCCAACACGGCCCGACAAGAUUAUUCACCGCGGAGCUGGAAAGAAAGUGUUGGAACUGGUUGCGCGGUGGCGCCGGCGUUCUCUUCCUUGGUCUCGCUCAUCAAGUCGUUCCCAUCUCUCUCACGGCGAUUUCGAGGGGCGCAACAUUCUGGUCUCAGAGGAUGGACGGGUCACGGCCCUUCUGGAUUGGGAGAACUCGGGGCUGGUGCCCGAAUUGGAGGCGGCCACUGCACCAGACCGGUGGAACGAAGACGCGCAACGCUGUACCGGAGGUAUGUUUGGUGACCCAUACGAGCCGGGCGAUUAUAUGCAUGACGGCAUACCUGAGGACAAGGAGACGGCAGAGCUGCGCGCGUAUUUCCGGGUGACAUUGCACCGGAUCAAUCCGGCUCUGUUUAAGGCGUAUUGGGUAGGUGUCGAGAUGCGCGCUAUUCGACUCGCACUCGCAGCGCCGUAUCCGGGCAACACGCGACUCUGGCUCGCAAACUAUGCCACAUUCACGUCGACUGCAUCUCGUGAGGGCAAGUGGUGGCGCGUGAACAACUUGGAGGUGAUGACCCCCAAGGAGCUGGAGAAGUGGGGCGGACAGGAAUGGGAGACUGUUCAGAGGGAACUCUUGGAAGAGGGUUAUGGCCAGACAAGCGCUGAACAUGUGGCCUGAAGUAGCACAGUACAGACAACAUUUCGUAGGCGGACGAAAAGUAGUUCUACUAUUACAAGUU